This is a messenger RNA of Exophiala bonariae, 1224 nucleotides long. RefSeq lists its product as uncharacterized. Gene Ontology annotation, molecular function: FAD binding. Bases 1 to 1224 code for a protein of 407 amino acids. The record is from RefSeq and is a predicted model, not a curated record. The transcript has a single exon. Lineage: Eukaryota; Fungi; Ascomycota; Eurotiomycetes; Chaetothyriales; Herpotrichiellaceae.
AUGGAGAAACCACACAUUUUGGUCAGCGGAGCCGGCAUAGCAGGUCCGACCUUGGCCUUCUGGCUCCAUCGAGCAGGCUUCACCGUGACCAUUGUCGAACGAUCACCCAAACUACGUGCAUCGGGGCAGAACAUCGAUAUUCGCGGGCAUGGACUGACCGUCAUCGAGCGCAUGAGUCUGCAGGACGAAGUCAGAGCGAAGAAGACCAACGAGAAGGGAUUGAGAUUCGUCGAUGCGCGGGAUCACUGUCGAGCAGAGUUUCCAGUGGGCGAUGGCACGGGGUUUACGGGUGAGAUUGAGAUCAUGCGUGGUGACCUUGCAAUCAUCUUAUACGAGGCUACUAAGAAAGAUGUGGAAUUCGUAUUUGGGGAUUAUGUCACAGGGUAUAAGGAGUCGAACGAUGGGGUGGAGGUUGAGUUCGCCAAUGGCCAACCUACGAGGAAGUUUGAUAUUUUGAUUGCCGCGGAUGGCUGGUCUUCGAGGACAAGAAAAAUUGCAUUUCCGGAUAAGAACGACAGCUGCGUGAAAUCCCUUGGUCAGUGGGGAGCGUGGUUUUCGCUGCCCUGGCAACCCUCAGACAGUGGAUGGGCAAGAUGGUACAAUGCCCCUCGAGGACGGAUGUUGCUGGUGCGUCCAGACAACGAGAGAGUGACUCGCGCAUCCAUGUGGAUCAUACACGACAGCAAAAAGUUCCAGGAAGCACAGCAAGCAAACGAACAAGAUCAAAAGCAGUUGAUGAAAGACCUCUUCGCAGAUGCUGGUUGGGAAGCAGAUCGGAUCCUGAAAGAAAUGCAAAACGCUGAUGACUUCUACCUCCAGCAUAUCGCACAGAUCAAGAUCGAUACAUGGUCAAGGAACCGAGUGUGUCUGUUAGGCGAUUCCGCAUUUUGUCCCAGUCCAAUCUCUGGAAUGGGAACGACGGUCGCCAUUGUCGGGGCAUAUGUUCUGGCUGGAGAGAUAGUCCAGCAUUGGCCAGACUAUGCCGCUGGGUUCGAAGCGUACGAGAGAAAGAUGAGGCCCUUUGUCGACAAGGCACAGAAGCUUGCUCCUGGAGCGCCCGCUUUAGCCAAUCCGCAGACCCAGUGGGGGAUUUCGAUUUUAUACUUUCUGCUUGGAUUGGUGGCAUGGAUUCGAUUGGACAAGAUUAUGGGUGCUUCGUUCAGUCCUCCAGCGACAGCGAUGGAAUUACCAGACUAUGGAACUCUUCGUCUCAAAACCCAGUAG